Schistosoma curassoni is the source of this 1253-nucleotide messenger RNA. The record is from the annotation of a GenBank genome assembly. Lineage: Eukaryota; Metazoa; Platyhelminthes; Trematoda; Strigeidida; Schistosomatidae.
GUUGGAGGGCGCUGGUUUUUUCGAAAGAGCCCUUGUAGCGCAUGUUAGUUCAUUAUGGUCAGGAUAACAUCUGAAAUAGUUGAGAAUGCUCCACAGUUUACCAACGCCAUUAAGGAUCGUGAGCUUAGUCUCAGAAGUUACAAGUUUCCUGCGAUCGAAAAUAUGGGAUGUACAUUGGACCAGUUCGAUACUAUUGAUCUUUCAGAUAAUGAAAUCAGAAAACUCGACGGAUUUCCAAUGUUAAAACGUCUAAAGUCAUUAAUACUUACAAACAACAAGAUUGCCCGUAUCGCCGAGGACUUGGGUCAACAUUUACCCAAUCUCUUGACCCUUAUCCUAACCAGUAAUUAUCUUUCUGACCUCAAAGAUUUGGAUCCUCUAUCGUCAUGUGAGAAAUUAAAUUUUCUGAGUCUUCUUCAUUGUCCUGUAACAAUGCGAGCAAAUUACCGUUUAUAUGUUAUCAGCCGCGUUGCAUCUCUUCGCUUUUUAGACUAUCGUCGUGUUACCCAAGCUGAACGUAAACUAGCUCGAUCAAUGUUUAAACGUCUUCCUGCUUUAUCAAACAGCGUAAAUAAUGUGAAAGCACCAUAUCAGAAAGCUAAUGCUAAUCGUGUAGAAAACUCAGUUCCUGCUGCUGGUAUUGUUAAAACAUUUAUUCCUGGUGCUCCAAUUAAUUCAAAUAAUCUUCUCCCUCCUGGAACUGAACCAACAAGAUCUAGUAAUGAACAGAUUCACCUUGGGGAAAGUAAGGAGAACAAUGCCCCUACCCUAAAUACAUCUGUGGAAAACGAUCAGACUGAGUCAACCAAGUCUGAUACCUUGGUAGUCAGUUCAGCUGACACUCCUAUGCCUCCACCGUCAACUCCUGUCACAACAGGAAAUAAACGCCCAGUUGCAUCAAGUCAAGAUCUAUUUGCAAUACAGGAAGCAAUUAAACGCGCGCGAACUAUGGACGAAGUGGAACGUCUUCAUCAGUUACUAAGUAGUGGUCAGUUUGCAGGAUUUGCAGCUCAGUGGCAGAAACAAUUAAGGCAGCAACAACAACAGAAGUCCUCUCAGUAAUCAUAUAUAAAUGUUUAUGUGAGGGACAGAAAAAAAGUCAUCUAUUGACUAAGUUUUCAGUGACUCUUUGUAAAGACUGUACUAUAAUAAUAUAUGUGUAUGCAUACUUUUAACUGUUAUGUAAGUAUGGUGCAAUUAAUCUCGAGUAAAUAUUUUACUUUACUAGCAAUAAAUUAGUUUUUGUUAAUGAA